GCUUGGUGUCUGUUGGGGGUGUCAGUGCUGGGGUUAUUAGAGUUUGAUAGUGGCAAGUACAGGCGCGGCUGGGAGUCUUGUAACCUAACCUAACCUAACCUAACCUAACCUAACCUAACCUAACCUAACAUCUACUAUUAAGCGUGUUCCUUCAGUCUGACGUCCUCUGAUCUGGGCACCUUUCACUUCUCGGGUGUUGUAAAGUGACAGGCAGCACUGCGGAGGACUUGCAGUGAGACGACACGGUUAAAGUAGGUGGAAAAGAAUAGGGCGCGAGCAAACUUUUGGCCGAGAGUGUACUUUCAUUAACCUCCUUUUUUCGACCCUUAGUGACGAACAUCUAGCAGUCUGAAACGCGCUAUGUGAAAGCACGACCCCAAUUCAUCAGUUCGUUAUAAAGUUGUUCCCGAAAAAACGAUUUAAUACGGGCCCUCAAACUCUCAGUGGCUUGUAUUUUAUUUGUAGUGUGGUGGAGCAGCAGCCAGGAGAGACAAGAGUAUUGUGCACGCUGAGAAACGAAUCGAGUUUAAAUUUUUUGCGUGUUUGAUCUGGCAGUGCAAAAAAGCGAAGACACUCACCCACACACACCCAAGCAGGCAGUGGGUGACUCCGAAGGCAGUUCUGGUAAAGGAAUUCGCUCUUGCUGUCCAGAUGUUUAGACUGGAGGCUGUCAACUGUCCACGAAACCUGUACCGGAGGAUGCAGAAAACAAAGCGUGUGUUCGUGGUGCUGAUGGUGCUGGUGGUGGUGACAAUUGGUGUUUAUUUCCAGUCCACCCUGUCCUUCUCUCUGGUGCCCAUCAGACGCCUUCUACUUCAACAACAAGUACCAAUAACAACAACAACAACAACAACAACAGUUAAAACCCCAAUAAAACUGAAACAACUGUACCCCAAGCACCGUACCCACCUUGCAGAACCCCACUCAUCACCCCAACCCGCAAACGACCCCCAAACCAAAAACGAAGGAAAUUUAAUAACUUCACAAAAUAUUUCAAAAGUUUCCAUUCCAUCUUCUCUUCCCUCUAUCCCUCCCUUACCUUCGUGGCUCGGUGCUGGAAAGGUCACGCCUCAGUUUCCAUACCUCAAUCCCUCCCUGGAAGCUCUGCCUGGAACCCCCGAUGUUUUCCAGGACCUUCCAGUCAAUGCCACGGACAAGGACGGAAAAAAAUACAAGAUAAUUUUGUACUGGAAUGAAAUCUACGGAAACAAGCACUUUGGCUUUGGUUUCGGUCACAACCCUUUUAUUCUUGCCGGCUGCAGAGUCAACACCUGUCUCACCACGGGGGACAGGCACAGGUACCCGCUGGAGGAGGUGGAUGCCGUGUUGUGGCACCUCAGAUCCAACGACAAGUCCUUCCCGACGAAAAGGUACCCCAAGAACCAUUACGUAUUUUGGAUGAUGGAAUCUGCUUCCUAUCCCUUCGCUGACCUUAGGAAGUACAACAGGAAGUUUAAUUUGACUUUUACCUACAGAAGAGACGCUGAUGUUUACAAUCCGUAUGGGCGUCUCUUCCUGCGGCGCCACCCCCUCCCUCUCCCACCCGAGUCAGUUAAUUACGCCAAGGGAAAAACAAAGAUGGCCGCCUGGUUUGUUUCGAACUGUCACACAAUGUCUAAAAGGGAAAACUUUGUGGAUAGACUGAAGGCGUGGAUCGAAGUGGAUAUCUACGGGAGGUGCGGCCCUCUUAAAUGUGACCGAAGCAUCCACGGCCAAUGUCUAGGAAUGGUUGAGAAAGAUUACAAGUUUUAUUUUUCCUUUGAGAACUCCCUGUGUCAAGAUUACGUUACUGAGAAAUUCUUCGGUGCGUUGAGUAUCAACGUGAUUCCUGUCGUCUAUGGCCUUGGUAACUACUCAGCUAUUGCGCCCCCUCACUCCUACAUCGACGCCCUCGCCUUCCCAUCCCCCCGCGCCCUUGCUGAGUACCUCCAGUACCUCAACGCCAAUGACACCGCGUAUAAUGAGUAUUUCUGGUGGAAACCUUACUAUCACCAAACACACGACUGGGCGAAGAAAUCCAUGGCCUUCUGCGACCUGUGCGAACGACUCCACGACGACACCCCGAAGACCUACGACCUGAAGAAGUGGUUUAUAGAUGACUCCCACUGCUUCACCUCCUACGAAACGGCAACUGGAAGACAGAGAGUACGAAUAUCAAGAGCAGUCAUUUUGAAAGUGUGCAUUGGUCUUAUAGUUUUCUCCUACCUUGUGUGCUUAUCAUGUCUUGUCUAUGGUGUGUUUGGGUCUCAGUAAGUGUGUGUGUGUGUGUGUGUGUGUGUUUAUAGUUAAAAGAUGCGAGUAAGUGAUAUAUAUAUAUUUUUUUUUAAAGUAAGAGGGUUUUAUAAAAUUCAAUGUGUUUUUUUUAUAAGAAUGAUAAAAUGACGUCCAAUUAGUUGUUUUUUUUUUUUAAGUAGCAGAACUUAAAAAAAAAAGGGUCCAUUGCAGGAAGAUUAACCCGAAGUUAAAGGAGGAAGUGUAUUGAAACCUCCCUUUUUAAAAUAUGUAUAUGUAAUAGAGCUUAAAAAUAUUUUAGUACAGAACAGAGGCACAAGAAUUAACCCACCCCCCAAAAAAAAAAAAAAACAAAGUGAAAAAUAUCUUGUUUUAGGAAUCUUUAUGUAAAAAAAGUGAUAAAAAAAAAGUAAAGAAAAUAAAAUAACUAAAUAUGCCAGCACCAAAAUAACUAAUAAAAGAAAAUAAAAAAAACGUGAAGAAAAACCUCAGUUCGUCACAAGAAAGGAGGAAAUACAGAAGCAAAUAGCGAGUAAAAGAUGUACAGGUGUGUGUGUGUGUGUGUGUGUGUGUGUGUGUGUGUGUGUGUGUGUGUGUGUGUGUGUGUGUGUGUGUGUUAUCGUUGGGUAUCUCUUGUGUGUGUCUUAUCGUUGGGUAUCUCUUAACAGGAUUAAAAGGGCGUGCUGCGAGACCCAUGCUGCCCCUGGGACUUCCCACUCACACCUCCAUGACCCUCUUCGUCAGUAGCGUAUAUGUUUACGUUAUAUAUAUAUUUACUUAUUUAUUUAUUUAUUUAUUUGUUUAUUUAUUUAUUUCAUUAUUUAUACAUGCAUCAUUUAGAAAUUUGUUAGUGGUGGAAGGAAGAUAGACUGAUGUUGUUGUUGUUGUUGUUGUUUAUCAUCGUGGUGAGUGUUGAAGGAGGUGAUAAUAAGACAAAUAUGACACAGGUAAUGACUGCGUAGGUGUGUGCUAAAACAGGUGUGUGCUAAAACAGGUGUGCAAAUAGUUCCUAAUGACUUGACAGGUGUGAAAAUACAAUAAGACAACUGUGAAGAGAAUCAGUAGACAUAGUAGAGUUAAUUAAUUCACGCAUGUAAAUGUACAGGUAUGUUGAGUACAGGUGUGGACAGACAGGUGUGUUAUUUAAAGAAGUGACGCUUUUCAGGUGUCAAUUAAACGAAUCUUAAGGUGGCAGGUAAAUUGAUUAAGUCAUUUAAGGUGUGAAGAGAAGGAAAGGUGUGUGUGAAUGAUAAUUUAGUAGAUGUAAAGACGGUGAUGGUACACACACACACACACACACACACACACACACACACACACACACACACACACACACACACACACACACGCACUUCCAUACUUAAAUAUUUUUCAUUAUUUUGUAUGUUUGGAUCUAUUUUUAGGUUUUUGCACUGUUAUAAAGAUUUUUGUUGGAAAUAAAACUUGAAAUACUUGAAGAAA
Scylla paramamosain (green mud crab) is the source of this 3693-nucleotide messenger RNA. RefSeq names its product alpha-(1,3)-fucosyltransferase C-like. The transcript is spliced from 9 exons. Lineage: Eukaryota; Metazoa; Arthropoda; Malacostraca; Decapoda; Portunidae. The record is from RefSeq and is a predicted model, not a curated record. The coding region runs from base 652 to 2253 and encodes 533 amino acids. Gene Ontology annotation, molecular function: fucosyltransferase activity. Gene Ontology annotation, cellular component: membrane.